CUGUUGUCAUGGAGGAGGUGACACGCCUGGUGUCCACUGGAGACUGCGUGAAGAUCUGGGAUGCGGUUUCCAUGGCGCCGCUGGAGCAGUUCAAUCCUCACAGCAGCAGCCACCCGGUCGCUCAGGCCUGCUGGAGCUCCAACAACCAGUACCUGGUGAGCGCCAGCAGCAGCGGAGACAAACUGGUGGUUUCCAGUCUGAAGUCCAGUCCGGUCCCGGUGGUGGACCUGGCAGAGGGGAAAAAACAGACCCGAGUGUGUCUGAGCUCCUCGUCUCAGUUCCUGGUCAGCGGGGGUCUGGAUCACUGCGUCCACAUCUGGGACCUGAAGUCCAAGAGGCUGCACCGCUCCCUGAAGGACCACAAAGAAGAGGUGACCUGCGUGUCCUUCAACGCCAACGACAGCUGCGUGGUCUCGGGCUCCACCAGCGGGGACCUGGUCCUCCACAGUCUGACCACCAUCCUGUCCAGCAGAGCCUUUGGCCACGGCAGCAACCAGCCCAUCCAUGACUUGCGUCUGUCCACGGUGAAGCGCUCCCUGCUGGGCAGCGUGUCGGACAGCGGCACCGUGGUCCUGUGGGACUCCAACACCCAGAGGGAGCUGCAGGUGUUCGACAGCGCCCACAAGGCCCCGGGCUCCGGCCUGGCCUUCUCCCCGACCAGCGACCUGCUCGUCGUCAGCGUCGGCCUCGACAAGAAGAUCGUCUGCUACGACACGGCCAGCAAGAUAGUCCUGAGGACGAUCCGUGUGGAGAGUCCUCUCACCUGCGUGGACUUCAUGUUGGACGGUACCGGUCUGGUGGUCGGCUCCACUCAGGGGAAGAUCUACCAGUACGACCUGAGGAACACCAGCACCCCCACCAAGACCACCGUGGCCCACAAGACCUCCGUCACCUGCCUGCGUUUCCAGAGCAACACCAGCCGACACAAGUCCAGUAAACUGGGACCCACCAAAAUCUCAAGUUCAAAAAGAAUCAGUUCCAAACUGCCCAGCAGCCACUCUGACUCCGCCUCCAGCACUGGCCCCGCCCCACACCAGCAGGUGACCAGCACAGGAGGCGCCAGUGUUGAGGCUCAGGUCCAGCAGGGGGAGGAGCCUCUCCCUCCUGUGGAGAAGUUCAGCAGUGUGGGACGAAACAGUCUGGAUAUCUUCUCUCCGACUCGUGAAGGUCCAGACCCGGGGAACCAGGGUAAGACCGGAGAGACCCCGUUUGGGAGAACCAAUGUUUCAGGUUUGGACCUGAUGUCCAGGGAGGGGGAGGGACAGCACCUGGUUGGACGUGGAAGUCUGGACAUCUUCUCCCCGGUCCGAGAAGACUCAGGUCCAGGAUCCCAGUGGAGGACACCUCUGGGGGCGUCUGCAGGGCGGAGCUACAGCCACCUGUCCGUCUUCCAGUCCCCGCCUCCGAUCAGGGAGGAGGAGCCAAUCAGCGCUGAGCCUGAAAAGUCCGGUGGGUCCGGUCUGGAGGGCGAGGCUCAGACUCCGCCCAUCACAUCCCAACAAACCAAUCAGUAUCAGCCGGCCCCACCCUUCUUAACCCCCGAGCCCAGCCUCUGCAGAGCGAACGGCGUCCAGUCCCAGCUGAGCUACGACUCACCUGUCUUCACGACUCCGCCCCCCACCGCAGCAGCUUCAGGUCCAGCUGCGGCGGCGGCGGCCGUGUCCUCACUGUCCCAGAACAUCGCAGACGUGGUGGGACAGGGCGGAGCCACCCCACUGACGCCCCUGCAGACCCACUUCAUCCAGAACAUGAUCCACGAGACCCUGGAGGAGUUCAGAACCUCCUGUCACCUGGACAUCGUCAACCUGCAGGUGGAGAUGAUCCGACAGUUCUACAUCCAGCUGACGGAGAUCCACGGUCUGUUAGAGAAAUAUUCAGUCAACGAGUCUCUGGUGGAGGAGAUCAAGAAGCUGAGAGAGGAGAACCGACGCCUGCGAGCCGACUACUGAUGAGUUCUCUGAGCCCCGAGUCGAGUCUGUCAGGCACCUGUCGGAGGGCUCAGCCUCUGCUGCUUCACUACCUGUGGGGGGUGUGGUCAGACGGUUCACCUGCUGCAGGAAGUGUCACAACACACCUGCAGAUUAACUAAAGAUGUUUAUUUAAUGUGUUCAGUGUUGUUUACCAGUUUUAAUUUUGAUGUAAUAAAAAACAUUUUGUGAAAAUAAAAUAUUGUUUAAAUAGCAAAAAAAA
Molecule: messenger RNA, 2190 nt
Organism: Austrofundulus limnaeus
Lineage: Eukaryota; Metazoa; Chordata; Actinopteri; Cyprinodontiformes; Rivulidae
Gene: nedd1
Product: NEDD1 gamma-tubulin ring complex targeting factor
Exons: 15
Coding region: 9-1949 (646 amino acids)
Biological process (GO): mitotic cell cycle; microtubule nucleation
Cellular component (GO): spindle pole; cytoplasm; ciliary basal body
Molecular function (GO): gamma-tubulin binding
Source: RefSeq, a predicted model, not a curated record